Messenger RNA from Rangifer tarandus platyrhynchus (Svalbard reindeer), 342 nucleotides. The record is from the annotation of a GenBank genome assembly. NCBI's taxonomy places the organism in Eukaryota, Metazoa, Chordata, Mammalia, Artiodactyla, Cervidae.
AUGGCUGGGAACCUCAGGCCGGACACGGGCCUGUCCAAGAGAGACCAAGUGAAGCACAGUAUGGCACCCCCACGUCGCACGGGAGACGAGAGCUCUGGUUGCACAAUUUGCUGCGCUGCUGAGCAGAUAAGCACAAGCAGCCAACCCGAGGCUGCAUGUGAAGGCCAGGCCGUCGAGGGCACAGACCUGGUGUCCGCCCGCCCCGCCGGCCGCGACCCCCCAAACACCCUGCGGGUCUCACGCCUUUUACGGAGGCCUCUGGAUGGCCAGAUGGUGUCCCUCCAUCUGCUGCGUCAGCCAGGAGACAGGAGACACCCGAUGAAGCGGAAGGUCUGGCCUUAG